Messenger RNA from Cottoperca gobio, 1608 nucleotides. It is a transcript of the gene etfb, whose product is annotated as electron transfer flavoprotein subunit beta. Gene Ontology annotation, molecular function: electron transfer activity. NCBI's taxonomy places the organism in Eukaryota, Metazoa, Chordata, Actinopteri, Perciformes, Bovichtidae. The transcript has 7 exons. The record is from RefSeq and is a predicted model, not a curated record. Bases 134 to 898 code for a protein of 254 amino acids. Gene Ontology annotation, cellular component: mitochondrion. Gene Ontology annotation, biological process: fatty acid beta-oxidation using acyl-CoA dehydrogenase; amino acid catabolic process.
GCUGGAAUGGGAGGCGUACUCCUCUGGCGUCACCCUAAAAUAAGUCCGACCUCUCCUCCUUGGGUGAAGGUUCACUGCGGUGACACUGUUUCUUUAGCUGUCUCCUACUGCAUAGUUAAACAUUUCAGCAACAAUGUCUGGCCGUGUCCUCGUUGGAGUUAAGCGUGUCAUUGACUACGCCGUAAAGAUUCGUGUGAAGCCUGACAACAGUAGCGUGGUGACUGAUGGAGUUAAGCACUCAAUGAACCCCUUCUGUGAGAUCGCUGUGGAGGAGGCGGUCAAGAUGAAGGAGAAGAAGUUUAUUAAGGAGGUUGUGGUUGUCAGCUGCGGGCCACAGCAGGCACAGGAGACCAUCCGUACUGCCCUCGCCAUGGGAGCAGACCGUGGCAUUCAUGUGGACGUGACUGGGAAAGACUAUGACAACUUGGGACCCCUGCAGGUCUCCAAGAUCAUGGCUGCUCUGGCCAAGAAGGAGGAAGCUCAACUCGUCAUCCUCGGCAAACAGGCCAUCGACGAUGACUGCAAUCAGACUGGCCAGAUGACAGCAGCGCUACUGGACUGGCCUCAGGGUACCUUUGCAUCAGAGGUGACAUUGGAAGGAGACAAGAUGAAAGUGGUGAGAGAAAUUGAUGGUGGCCUGGAAACUAUUAAGAUCAACACACCGGCUGUGAUUACCGCAGACCUUCGACUCAACACCCCCAGAUAUGCCACCCUGCCCAACAUCAUGAAAGCCAAGAAGAAGAAGAUAGAUAAAGUGAAGCCUGCUGACUUAGGGGUGGACAUCACGUCACGGUUGGAGGUGUUGCGAGUGGAUGAGCCUCCACAUAGAGAGGCGGGCGUGAAGUUGGAGACGGUGGCCGACCUGGUGGACAAACUGAAGGAGGCAGGGACGAUAUAGAGGCUUCAGGGGCGUACGCAGGGAGCGCAGAACUUGGCAGAAGGGACUCUCUAAUGAAUAACUGGACUGUAUCGCAUAAGCACGACCGGAGGAGCAGUUUAUGUAUCGCUCUAAUCUUUCUGUUUGAGACUGUGACUCCUGAGGCUAUGCAGGGAGGUUCUGACAGGAGAGGAGGAGUACUGAGACACACCGUCCUGCAGCAGACCCAGACAACCCCAAAAGGAUCAUCUUGUCUUUUAUGUACAUUUUAACUUGAAAUGAUCUGUAUUAUAGGCUACUUAUCUGUCUUUAGACAAGCAGUCUUUAUGCAAUAAUUGAAACCCAGGAACGUCUAACACUAUCAGUCACGCUGCUGUUUGUAUAACACUGUACGCUACCAGUACGAUGCAUUUCACCAACAGUUACUGGACUCUGCUGUUCAAUCUUGUGAAUCCGUAGUCACACAUGUUAUGAGGUGCAGUUUUUGUAAAUGAUAUGUAAAUAUGGACCCAAACAUGUUGAGAUUAUUAUGUCCUUCAAGAUUAGUAUCAUGCCUGCUGGUAAUUUGUAUAGUUUGCGUAAUUGUAACUGGGUUUCAAGAUUGCGUAGAACGUGUCUCUCAGUAUAUAGGAUGAUCAUAAAUCUGACUUGUACCAUAAGCGCCUCAAUUCUCUGAUUGUACAGAACAUUACCAUGACAAUAAAACAGCCAGUCUUUUUCAUAACUAAAUA